Molecule: messenger RNA, 1068 nt
Organism: Andrographis paniculata
Lineage: Eukaryota; Viridiplantae; Streptophyta; Magnoliopsida; Lamiales; Acanthaceae
Product: bidirectional sugar transporter SWEET1-like
Exons: 6
Coding region: 127-870 (247 amino acids)
Biological process (GO): carbohydrate transport
Cellular component (GO): membrane
Molecular function (GO): sugar transmembrane transporter activity
Source: RefSeq, a predicted model, not a curated record
UCGUGAAGAAAAGGAAGAAGGGGGAAAAUAUAGAAGUUUUGGAAUUCCUCCUUUAUUCUGAUUUAGGGUUUUUUUUAGUUUUGUUUUCUUGAAGUCGAUUUUAACUGCUGCUGUGUUUUUGAGGAAAUGGAGAAUACUCUACACUUCGUCUUCGGAAUUUUUGGAAAUGUUUCUGCUCUGUUUCUUUUCUUGGCGCCAGUGAUUACUUUCAAAAGAAUUGUGAUGAACAGAUCGACAGAACAGUUCUCUGGAAUCCCAUAUGUCAUGACUUUGCUCAACUGCUUGUUGUCUGCUUGGUAUGGAAUGCCUUUUGUGUCACCGAAUAAUGUCCUUGUGUCGACAAUUAAUGGGACUGGAGCUGCGAUUGAGAUCAUCUACGUGAUGAUCUUUCUCGUGUUUGCGCCAAGGAAGGAGAAGGGGAAGAUUCUCGGACUGCUAAGUCUUGUUCUUGCUGUUUUCGCCAUUGUUGUAUUCGUUUCCCUCUUCGCCCUCCAUGGAAAUGGCCGCAAGUUUUUCUGCGGCCUUGCUGCAACCAUCUUCUCCAUUGUUAUGUACGGCUCGCCUUUGACAAUCAUUAGGACGGUGAUCAAAACAAAGAGCGUCGAAUUCAUGCCAUUUUUCUUGUCCUUGUUCGUGUUCUUCUGCGGCACGUCGUGGUUUAUCUUUGGCCUACUUGGGAAGGACCCUUUUGUUGCCAUUCCAAAUGGAUUUGGAUGCGGAUUAGGCACGGUGCAGCUGAUACUAUACGCGAUAUACCACAAGAACAAGGGACAAGCGAAGAAAUCGUCGCCGGACGAGUCGAUGGAGAUCGAGGCGAGCAAUGGGAAGUCUCAUCAAGACAAGCUAUCCAUGCAAGACGAGCAAGUCUAGUUGAGACAGUGGCGAUGACGACGACGGCGGCGACGAGGCUUUGGAUAUGCUGUCUCUAUAUAGAGUUCCUACUUAUUAGGAAUGGUGUCUUGUUUCUUAUAAUCAUCCUUUGUUUUUUUUUUUUUGUUUUCUGUAUGUCGAUGAAUUCUCAAUGUAUUGGUUUUGGCUUGUCAUGAAGAUCGUGGCUUGUUUGAUCGA